GUGUGACCACUGCCGUAGUGGGAGUCGCAGGCAGCCCCGCAGCCGCGUCCAGCCGCCCUCGGUGCCCUCGCGUCGCCCCUGGGAUGCGGGGCCGCGCCUCGCCAUGACGGGCUCGGGGCGCCCCGCUCUCCGGCUCCGGCUCCAGCCCCAGGCGGCGGCUCCUUUCGGGGUGGUGCUGCAGCGCGCCGCCGCUGUCCUACCCGGCGCCUGCUGACUGCGGCUCCCGCUCCUCCUUCUCCUUCUCCUUCUUCUCCUCCUCCGACGCCGCGCCCACGCCCCGGCUCGGCGCUGGGUCCUGAGGAAAUUUGAACAUAACUUUGGAAGAAGGCUUCUUUCUCAAUAUUUGAACUACAUAUAACAAGGCCAUCAGAAUGUCUGGAGCCUCAGUGAAGGUGGCUGUUCGGGUCAGGCCCUUCAAUUCCCGAGAGACCAGCAAAGAAUCCAAAUGUAUCAUUCAGAUGCAAGGCAACUCAACCAGUAUUGUCAACCCAAAGAACCCAAAGGAAGCGCCAAAGUCUUUCAGCUUUGACUACUCCUACUGGUCUCACACCUCGCCUGAAGAUCCCUGUUUUGCAUCUCAGAACCGGGUGUACAAUGACAUUGGAAAAGAAAUGCUCUUGCAUGCCUUUGAAGGCUACAACGUUUGUAUUUUUGCCUAUGGACAGACAGGUGCUGGAAAAUCCUAUACAAUGAUGGGCAAACAAGAAGAAAGUCAGGCAGGCAUCAUCCCACAGUUAUGUGAGGAACUCUUUGAGAAAAUCAAUGAUAACAGUAAUGAGGAAAUGUCUUACUCUGUGGAGGUGAGUUACAUGGAGAUUUACUGUGAGAGGGUACGGGAUUUGCUGAAUCCAAAAAACAAGGGUAAUUUGAGAGUCCGAGAGCAUCCUCUUCUUGGACCUUAUGUGGAAGACUUAUCUAAGCUGGCAGUUACUUCUUAUACAGAUAUUGCAGACCUCAUGGAUGCUGGGAACAAAGCCAGGACAGUGGCAGCUACCAACAUGAAUGAGACUAGUAGCCGUUCCCAUGCUGUGUUCACCAUUGUUUUUACUCAGAAGAAACAUGAUUCUGAAACUGACCUCUCAACAGAGAAGGUCAGCAAGAUCAGUUUGGUGGAUCUGGCCGGGAGUGAAAGAGCUGACUCAACUGGUGCCAAGGGGACUCGCUUAAAGGAAGGAGCAAAUAUCAAUAAAUCUCUUACAACCCUGGGCAAAGUCAUUUCAGCCUUGGCAGAAGUGAGUAAAAAGAAGAAAAAAACAGAUUUUAUUCCAUAUAGAGAUUCUGUUCUGACUUGGCUCCUUCGAGAGAAUCUAGGUGGGAACUCUCGCACUGCAAUGGUUGCUGCCCUUAGCCCAGCAGAUAUCAACUAUGAUGAAACUCUGAGCACUUUAAGAUAUGCAGAUCGUGCAAAACAAAUUAAAUGCAAUGCUGUCAUCAAUGAAGAUCCCAAUGCCAAACUUGUUCGUGAACUGAAGGAGGAGGUCACAAGAUUGAAAGACCUCCUACGCGCUCAAGGGCUGGGAGAUAUCAUUGAUACAUCCAUGGGGUCCCUUACAACAUCUCCAUCUUCCUGCUCACUAAAUAGUCAGGUGGGCUUAACUUCUGUGACCAGUAUUCAGGAGAGGAUCAUGUCUACUCCUGGAGGAGAAGAGGCCAUUGAACGUCUUAAGGAAUCUGAGAAGAUCAUUGCUGAAUUGAAUGAGACGUGGGAAGAGAAGCUUCGUAAAACAGAAGCCAUCAGGAUGGAGAGAGAGGCCUUAUUAGCUGAAAUGGGAGUUGCCAUUCGGGAAGAUGGAGGAACUCUGGGUGUCUUUUCACCGAAAAAGACACCACAUCUUGUUAACCUCAAUGAAGAUCCACUCAUGUCUGAAUGCUUGCUUUACUACAUCAAAGAUGGCAUUACACGGGUUGGCCAAGCAGAUGCUGAACGACGCCAAGAUAUAGUGCUUAGUGGGGCUCACAUUAAAGAGGAGCACUGUAUCUUCCGGAGUGAGAGAAAUCAGAAUGGUGAAGUUAUUGUGACUUUGGAACCUUGUGAGCGCUCUGAAACUUAUGUCAAUGGCAAGAGGGUUGUACAGCAUGUACAGCUACGCUCAGGAAAUCGCAUCAUCAUGGGUAAAAAUCACGUUUUUCGUUUCAACCAUCCGGAGCAAGCACGGGCCGAGCGUGAAAAGACUCCAUCAGCUGAGACACCUUCUGAACCAGUCGACUGGACAUUUGCCCAGAGAGAGCUUCUAGAGAAACAAGGCAUUGAUAUGAAACAGGAGAUGGAAAAAAGGCUCCAGGAAAUGGAAAUCUUGUAUAAGAAAGAGAAAGAAGAAGCUGACCUCUUAUUGGAGCAGCAGAGACUGGAUGCAGAUUCUGAUAGCGGGGACGAUUCAGACAAGAGGUCCUGUGAGGAGAGCUGGAGGCUGAUUACUUCCCUGAGAGAAAAACUACCUCCUAGCAAGUUACAAACCAUUGUUAAAAAAUGUGGGCUCCCGAGCAGUGGGAAGAAACGAGAGCCAAUCAAAAUGUACCAGAUUCCCCAAAGAAGGCGCCUCAGCAAAGACUCCAAAUGGGUCACCAUCUCAGACCUCAAGAUUCAGGCUGUAAAAGAAAUCUGCUAUGAGGUUGCCCUCAAUGAUUUCAGACAUAGCCGGCAAGAAAUUGAGGCCUUAGCUAUUGUUAAAAUGAAAGAACUUUGUGCCAUGUAUGGGAAGAAAGACCCCAAUGAGCGAGAUUCUUGGAGGGCAGUGGCCAGAGAUGUCUGGGACACAGUUGGUGUUGGAGAUGAGCGAAUUGAGGACGUGAUGGCCAAUGGGAAAGGAGUCACUGAUGUAGAUGACCUCAAAGUACACAUAGAUAAACUGGAGGAUAUUUUACAAGAAGUAAAAAAACAAAACAACAUGAAAGAUGAAGAGAUCAAAGUAUUGAGAAAUAAAAUGUUAAAAAUGGAAAAAGUCUUGCCGCUGAUUGGAUCACAAGAGCAGAAAUCUCAAGGAAACUAUAAAAGUAAAGACCCAACCUGUGCUGGUGUCACUCACAAGUCAGAAGCUGAGGAACCUGGAAAAGAAGAGCGCGUUUCACAGUUGAUGGAUGGGGAUCCAGCCUUUAGGCGUGGGCGUCUUCGGUGGAUGAGACAAGAACAGAUUCGGUUUAAGAAUUUGCAACAGCAGGAGAUAACUAAGCAGCUUCGCAGACAGAAUGUACCACAUAGAUUUAUCCCCCCAGAGAACCGAAAACCUCGAUUCCCAUUUAAGAGCAAUCCCAAACACAGAAACUCUUGGAGUCCAGGAACACAUAUCAUUAUAACAGAAGAUGAGGUUAUAGAGUUAAAAAUUCCAAAGGAGGAAGAGGAAAGAAAAGGAAGUGAAGAGAGCCAAGAAAAAAUUAGCAGAGCAAUGUCUAAGGACCCCCAGUUCACAUGGGGUCAUCAAGGCAAUCGAAGCCAAGAUUCCAUACAAGUAAGCAAGCAACAUCUUAAUAAUCAUCAGCAGCAGCCACCUCCUCAGUUGCGAUGGAGAAGUAAUUCCCUCAAUAAUGGCCAGCAGAAAAAUGUACGUGCUCAAUCUGCAUCGUCAGAGUCAUUACAGCCAUUCAAUGGGCACCAGAACCCUGAUCUACAAACUUUCCAGCAGAAGCGCCAUAUUCAUCAGCACCGCCAGCCUUACUGUAAUUACAACACUGGAGGCCAAAUGGAAGGCAGUAUGUCCAGUUUCUACCAGAAGCAGACUGACCGACCCAACCACUAUAACCAGUUUGUGACACCACCUCGAAUGAGAAGACAGUUUUCUGCACCUAAUCUCAAAACUGGUAGAGAAACUACAGUGUAACUCACUUGGACAAGCUUGAAAUUUUAUUGGGAGAAAGAGGGGAAUGGUAAUUUUGACUUAUGAUUGAAAAACACUUGAAAUGGGUCUACCUUUGUGUUCUGUGGCCACAUAGGAUUCCUGUUGUGAUUUUGAUGUUGUAUUCCAACAGAUAUUAACUAUUUCUUAAUCUUAUACCGUACGUAAUACACUGGAAUUUUAAUACAUCCCUUUUUGAUUGUGUACCAUUGAUGGGAUAUUUUUCUGGGAUUUUGGAAAAACAGAUUCCCUGAUUUUUCAGAGUGUUGUUUGUGUGUGUGCCUUUGUGUGUGCCAGAAUACUGGAUUUAAUUACAGGAACUUUUCUGUUUUGAUCUAGUGCUACAUUUUGAAAGUUAAAGUGGGAGUUUACUGUCCAGAAAGAACUGCCUCUUAAAUUUAUGCUGACAGUCAAAAAGGGAAUAUUUAUCCAGUGUUGAAUGUCAAGUUUCAGAACUGUUAAAAAUUGAUAAAAUGGCAUACAACUACAUAGUCACAACUUCAGAUUUCUGUCCAACUUCCAUUCCCCUUCCCCAAAUUGGAUUUAACUGUCCACAAACCAAAACUUGAUUUUGACUCACAUGGAAAUAUUAUAGAGCUUUGCAUCUUCCACAGAGCUACUCUUUUUUUCCGUGGUUUGCAGGGAAGAGUUGAGUCAAUUGUGUUGUAGAAUGAGUGAAGAAGGCUGUUUUUCUCCUUCCUAGUUCUGUUAAUGUCAUUACUUUUAUGAAAUUUGCCAUGACAUCAAAGCUUGUAUCAGAUGGCACAGUAAUUGAGAAUAUGUAUAUUGUUUGCAGUUUGAAUCUUAACCCAAUGUGUAAUGAACUUUAUUUUAUGUUUUUACUCCAACUUAAAACUACAAUAACAAAAUGCCAAGAAAAUAAGCUAGUCUUUGGAUAGUACUAUUUGUAAGAGGAUGUGGGGUAGGGUGGGGCAAGGAAAUGGUACUGCUUUCAUAGACCAGAUGAUGAAAUCAUGAAAGUUAGGUUGGUUUGGGUUUGAAAGUAUAGAUGCAGAAUGUGUUCUUUUAGUUGGAAAUUGAACAAACCCUACAAGUUUAUGCUUUUACAAAUCUUACUGAGAAGAGAAAGACUGGCAAAAAUCUGUGUUCAUAUAGAUACCUCAUUUUUAGUGCAUUCUGGUUUCAGAUUGUUUCACUCUUUGGAGAAUCUGAUGGAAAAUGAAAAUAUUUUUGAUGGGAAGAGCGUUUUCCUUCCCAAUCCUUUGUGCCUUCUCACAAUCUAACCUUAGAAACAAUGUGAAGAAUCAGAGAUGCCAUAAAGUUCAUAUUGUUCAGAAUUUACAAAACUAUACAGCUUAAGGCAUCUACUUAACAUUCAACCUUCUUAGAUGAUGAGGCAAAUUAUAGAGCAGGUAACAUUUAAGGAAGCCUUAAGGAUUAUAAUUGUGUUGGGGGGGGUUAUUUUGGGGAGGGAUAUUGUGUGUGCAUGCACGUGCGCGCUUGUGUGUGUCUGUGUGUGUGUGUGCUUAGUCAUUAUUGAAACGCAUUACUAUUGUGAGAUUUGUUUCUUUUCUUCUGAAAAGAUGCUUUCUUAAUGUGCUAAAACACUCAUUUGCUUCAUAUUAGCUCUUGGAUUUUUACCUUCAAAAAUAAAAAUCAGAAUCUUUGGGGGACACAUUUGCCUUCAGUGUUUGAACCUAAUCUUAUUCUUAAACUUUUUGUUGUUAAUUGAACAUGGGAAGAAUCAGUUAUAAUGCAUUCAGUUAAAAUGACAAUCUCCUGUCUUGCAUCACAUGAAUGUACUUGGUAGACUACCUCAGGUCACUUCUGUGCAUUUAGUGUAGGCCCUCUUUGUCUCUUAUCAUUCUUUUCUUAGGCAGUUGAAACCAACCUGUCCUUUCAUAUGUUCUCACUCUUCUGCUUCUGCAAAAAACAUACAUUUUAGAAUCUGAAAAUGAAUUACCCAAGCCUCAACUCUAGAAAGUAUUCUUUUUUGCUCUAAACUUUCAAUUGGGUAGUUAUAUGAUUUUUAUAUGUGGUAGCAUAUUUAACCUAUUUCUAUGCUACCUUUUCCCUUUAGACAGUGGAAGUAACUUGAUAAAUUAUUAAAAUGAGAAAAAGUAUAUUUGCUUUUACAAUUAUGGAAUAUAGUGUGCACAAUGGUCUUCCAAAGAAUUUCAUAUAUGUUUGUCACAUUUGAUUAUAUAGUUGUGCUCACAUUGCUAUUAUUUUUUAUUUACCCUGUUGGUCAAAAAAAAUCUUCAAAACUCUAAAGUAGCCCUUUAGUGCACAAAAUUCAGGGAGAAAAUCAACUAAGAUUUAGCAGUUGGGGCUGAUGUCAAUUUUGUCAUCUAGGAGCUCAUUUCAGAAGAGAUACCUGUCUUAGUGAAUAGCCUAAUUUGAAUAAACCUGUAUCAUUGAAUCUCUGGAUGAAAUUAUUAACCCAGUCUCACACUUUGUCAGUUUAACCCAGUUUUAUAAUUUGAAUGGCAUGUCUUCUUAAGCCUAAAUAUUGGAGGAAUAGAGAAAAUAAUCAGAACUUUAUAUAGUAUUAUUAUGGUCGUGUCAAUAUCCACUAUUAUGGUGACUGGACAAAAAUGCAACUCUUAAUAGUCUUGGAACUAGAUGGUGGUAGGACAGUAAUGGGAAUCUAGGGGAGCUUUGCUAGCUACUGUGACAUCACAAACCAAGAUGUAUUACUAAGAGAGUAAAAUAAGGGUAGAAAGCAGCAUUAAUGAUAUUUUAUGAAUUUAAGUUUCAACCAAAGUGUUUUUUUUUCCUUUAAAUACUUUUACUACUUACCUGUCCUUAGCAAUGUAGGCUUUUAUUUUACUAGAAAAGGGAUUGGAAUUUGUUUAUUACAUUGAAGUGGCUUGAAGUGACCAUACCGUUCAUAUUUUAGAUAAGGGUGAUGAUGCUGAAAUUUUCACACUUAUGGGCCUAUUGAAACAGGCUCUCAAACUACAAGAAAUGAUGCAUUGCAAACUCCCUGUGGUGAAGUCUGUUAAUGGUGAUUCGUUCAGUUACCUUAAUGAAUCACAUUCAAGACAGGGACAAGGGAGGUUUCUUCUGUCCUCAUCUCCCUUAAGGAAGAAGCCUUCUUAGGAGUGAUGCAAACUAGGGAAUUUGCCUGAUAAAAUGAGGGCCUUUUGAUAAUGGAUAAUUUUGGUAAUGUGUAUUUAAUGUUGUCAUCCCUUAUGGAUAAUAAAAUUUGCUUUAGAUAUUUGUCUUGAACCACUUUAGGAUGUGAAAUUCAUGUUAAUUUUUCUUCCCAUUUUACUGUAAAAGAAAGUGUUGAAUCUUUCUUCCAAUAAAAAAGAAAAACUCUGUGGACUUUUC
Messenger RNA from Phascolarctos cinereus (koala), 7127 nucleotides. RefSeq names its product kinesin family member 1B (gene KIF1B). Gene Ontology annotation, biological process: microtubule-based movement. Gene Ontology annotation, molecular function: microtubule motor activity; ATP binding; microtubule binding. The record is from RefSeq and is a predicted model, not a curated record. Lineage: Eukaryota; Metazoa; Chordata; Mammalia; Diprotodontia; Phascolarctidae.